Molecule: messenger RNA, 818 nt
Organism: Thlaspi arvense
Lineage: Eukaryota; Viridiplantae; Streptophyta; Magnoliopsida; Brassicales; Brassicaceae
Source: the annotation of a GenBank genome assembly
AUGAUAUCUUCCUCUUACUUCUUUGACGGUGAAUCUCAUCACUUUCUCCUCUACCUUCUCCACUUCUUCUUCUACUCUGCGUCUCAUUCAACCUCUUCUCCUUCUUCAGAUUUUCUUAUUUCCUCUCUGUCUCCUUCCUCUUCCUCUUCUUCUCCCUCCUCGUUUUCUUCAGAUCGACCGCCACUGUUCCUCUUCCAUCCGUCAUCGUCUCCAUCAAUAAUUCUCAUCCGUGCUUCCUCGAAAAACCACUGUGUAGCCUGCUCCUCUAUGAUGCUCACAGCUGGUUCUCGAUCUCGUCAUCUCGCUGCUCAAUCUUUGCUGCACCGUGCUAGUGAAAUCUGCCACAUCACCGUCCAUAUAUUAUCCACCGUCAAAUUUCUAGAACACCAAAUUUGUUUUCAGGACAAAAAUGUUUAAAAAAAAAAAAAGAUAUACAAUUCGUCACGGAAACAAACUGUGACUAGUAAUUAAUCAUUAAAAAAUUUCAUAUCCAGAAAUAUCACAAUUUAACCAUUAAAUACCAUUACCACAAAAAUAGUUACUAUUUAACCGUGGCUAUAUAGACACGGAUAAUCGUGUGACUAAAUCAUGACUAAUGUUGCCACGAAAAACACUAGUGACUAAUUUGUGGCUAUGUGGCUACGAAAAGCCACGAAAUAAAUUAGUCACGAUUGUAUAAACACGUUUCAUAUAGCUAUAGUAUUUUUGCGUUAGAUACGAAAAAAAUAGUGGCUAUAGCCAGAUUUUUUACUAGUGUGAAAAAGUCGGAUCACACUUCAUUGUGUAAGACAAGACUCUCGCAUCAUGUACAGAUCCAG